Raphanus sativus (radish) is the source of this 747-nucleotide messenger RNA. RefSeq lists its product as uncharacterized. Gene Ontology annotation, biological process: P450-containing electron transport chain. Gene Ontology annotation, molecular function: 2 iron, 2 sulfur cluster binding. The transcript has a single exon. The record is from RefSeq and is a predicted model, not a curated record. Bases 57 to 530 code for a protein of 157 amino acids. Gene Ontology annotation, cellular component: mitochondrion. NCBI's taxonomy places the organism in Eukaryota, Viridiplantae, Streptophyta, Magnoliopsida, Brassicales, Brassicaceae.
AACACAAAAAGAAAAAAAGAGUUGAGCAACGAAGGAAGAUUUGAGGAAACGAGACGAUGGCGACGAAUCUCCUGAAACUCUCCUCUCAAAUCCGCCGCCUCUCACCAAUCACCAGAUCCCUAACCAUCCGCACCUCCGCCACCUCCACCACCUCCUCGGGAUCGAAGAAAGUCUCGGAUCGAAUCGUCAAGCUCUCGGCGAUCGACGCCGACGGGGACAAGAAGGAAAUCAUCGGCCUCUCCGGCCAGACUCUCCUCCGCGCGCUCACGCACACCGGCCUGAUCGAUCCGCUGUCUCACAUGCUGGAGGACAUCGACGCCUGCUCGGCGGAGUGCGAGGUCCAGAUCGCGGAGGAGUGGCUCGAGAAGCUCCCGCCACGCACGUACGACGAGGAGUACGUGCUGAAGCGUAACUCGAGGUCGCGUGUGCUUAACAAACACUCGCGUCUCGGGUGUCAGGUUGUGUUGACGCAGGAGCUACAAGGUAUGGUCGUUGCUGUCCCUGAAGCUAAGCCUUGGGAUAUCCCGUAAGUCUUAGCUUUUAUAACUCUUGCGUAUUGUUGUUUUUUGCGUUCUGGUGGUAAUAAAUCGCAGUACUUUGGCAGAUGAUUAUGAUGAUUUCGAAUCUGUAAUUUUCAUUUUGAAACUUUAUUGUAACGGUGGUGAAGAAUUUGCUUUUGUUUAGACGAUGAUUCCCUGCUUCAUGUAUGGGGUUUGCAAUUUCAAUUAAAAGUUUUAUUUUCGUUGA